Messenger RNA from Diaporthe batatas, 633 nucleotides. RefSeq lists its product as uncharacterized. The coding region runs from base 1 to 633 and encodes 210 amino acids. The record is from RefSeq and is a predicted model, not a curated record. Gene Ontology annotation, molecular function: acyltransferase activity, transferring groups other than amino-acyl groups. The transcript has a single exon. NCBI's taxonomy places the organism in Eukaryota, Fungi, Ascomycota, Sordariomycetes, Diaporthales, Diaporthaceae.
AUGGCCUCACCCACGACACACGCCCCGUCAAUACCGUCCCUCCCCACAACGCCCAUACUCACCCUCGCAAAAACACUUAUACGCCCCUACCACCCGACAGACACAGCAGCCAGCGCGAAGCAGGCCAAUGACCCAGACAUCGCCAGGUGGAUGCGCAACACCUUCCCCAACCCUUACGAGCUGCAGCACGCCGAGUUCUUCAUCGGCGGCAUCGCGCUCACCGACAAGUCGGCCAGUCCCCUCCGGCCCGAGGGCAUCCUUCUCAACUACGCCAUCUGUCGCUCAUCCGACGGUGCCUUUGUCGGCGGCAUCGGCCUGAAGCCUUUCAAAGACGUCGAGGCCCGUACCGUCGAGAUUGGGUACUGGCUGGGUCGCGAGCACUGGGGCAGAGGCUACGCACGGGAGGCCGUGGCUGCCUUCACUGCCUGGGCCUUCUCGACCUUCCCUGACCUCCUGCGCGUCGAAGCUGCUGUCUAUGAGGGGAACCUGGCGAGCGAGGCAGUGUUGAAGAAGGCUGGGUUCCAAUUCGAAGGCCUGAGGAGGAAGGCUAUCUGGAAGGACGGGAGGUCAUUGGACAUGCGGACUUAUGGGUUGCUCAGGGAUGAGUGUCCUGGACUGGAAGGCGUCAUCUGA